AAUGGAAAACGGGAACGGUACGAUUUCAUUUUGUCUUUUUAAAGCGAGUUUCUGGAAUUGUGAUUUUAGUUCUGGCUAUUUUUAUGGCUGUUUGACUGGGAUAUUUAGUGUGCCUUUGCUUGGAUUUCCUAUCAGGAUGCUUUUGCCGAAGAUCAAAAGGUUGCGCAGGAUAUGGUGUGCGAAAAAGGAGAAUGCACAGAAACAUGAACAUACCAAGGCAAACACUAGUCCAUUCAUUGUGCCUGAUGAGAAGCCGAAUAAUGUAGACGAACAGGGAGAGACGUCAGAAUGGCCCUUUACGCUGUCCAAUGAGAAUAAAACGAAUCUACAAAACCGUGUACGUAAUGAGAAAAUCUACGUUGCACAAUGUGAGGGUGAGAAAGAUGUUCUACGUAGUUUCAAAACGAAGAUAAAUGAGAAUCUUGAGGACAAAGCGGACACAGCAUCGUCCAUUAUAAUUCUGCACCAGUUCGAUCAAACGAGAACUAAAAAUAGCCUGGGAAUAUGUGUAAAACAUAUCGACGAAGAUCAACAACUGAAAUCAAACAAGGAAAAGAUUAUUGUUAUUUUUUAUAACACAGGACAAACUUGUACGGAGACAUAUCAAGGGGUCGAGUUUUGGUAUGCCUUGUAAUGUUUAAUCGAAAAGAGCUUUCACUACCGCCGCUAAAAACGGUGUUACUUGUUCAAGUUAUUGUUUGUCAACCAGCAUUUAGUAUUAUAAAUGACUAGCAACGUUAUCAAAGUAUUUAUUGCUAAAUAACUUGGAUGUUUUGCAUUUCAAAAUGAUAUGCUAACAAAAGAGAUAGAAAGCUGAUUUCCGGAGCAGAAAAUGAUGGCAUUCAAUUGUGAAAACUAUAAAAAUGACAAAAUAAUAAGAACCGAUGAACAAUAAUGUAACAAAAGACAAACUGUCCUUUGUUCCUAUGUCAGUGUAAAUGUUAUUUAAUUGUAAUUGAUGCUUGUUAAUCAAUAAGCGCUUUAUUCCCUUAAUACCUACAUGUAGUAAGAAAAAAAAGUAUUCUGUGUAAAUAUUCUGUGGAAUUUACUUUAAAUCAUGCAAUAGAGUUCCGAUAAUAAGACAAUUGAUCAAACAUUAGAUAUAAUUAUGAUUUAUUUUUAUGAAUAC
Messenger RNA from Mya arenaria, 1129 nucleotides. RefSeq lists its product as uncharacterized. The transcript has 6 exons. The record is from RefSeq and is a predicted model, not a curated record. The coding region runs from base 2 to 634 and encodes 210 amino acids. NCBI's taxonomy places the organism in Eukaryota, Metazoa, Mollusca, Bivalvia, Myida, Myidae.